CGCACCUAUAUAAAUACUCCUUUCCCCCCUGUUUCACAUCACAUCUCAUCUUCUCGACUCUCGUCUUUCUUUCUCUACAUUUUCAUUUAUUAUCUCUGUAAAGCUCAGCAAAAAUGUCGGGAAGAGGAAAAGGUGGAAAAGGUUUGGGAAAGGGUGGAGCCAAGAGGCACAGAAAAGUGUUGAGGGAUAACAUUCAGGGAAUCACAAAGCCGGCAAUUCGUCGUUUGGCUCGUAGAGGUGGAGUUAAGAGAAUUAGUGGUUUGAUUUAUGAAGAAACUCGUGGUGUUUUAAAGAUCUUUUUGGAGAAUGUGAUUCGUGAUGCUGUUACUUACACCGAGCACGCUAGAAGGAAGACUGUUACUGCUAUGGAUGUUGUUUAUGCCUUGAAGCGUCAAGGAAGGACUUUGUAUGGUUUUGGUGGUUAGAUUUAAAUUGGGGAUUUAGGGUUUCUGGAUGGCUAGUUAUAAGUUUGAUUUUGUGAAAUUAGAAGGUGGAAACUAUGAUGUGCAGAAUGAGAUUUAGUCGAUUUUAGCAUAUUUUGUUAUGUUGAGUUAGGUUAUAAUGGUGGUGUUUCAAUGUAAUUGAUGCUUAUGGAUUUCAAUUAAUCUAUAUUGUUUCAUCA
Messenger RNA from Amaranthus tricolor (Joseph's coat), 622 nucleotides. Its product is annotated as histone H4. The record is from RefSeq and is a predicted model, not a curated record. Bases 114 to 425 code for a protein of 103 amino acids. NCBI's taxonomy places the organism in Eukaryota, Viridiplantae, Streptophyta, Magnoliopsida, Caryophyllales, Amaranthaceae. Gene Ontology annotation, cellular component: nucleosome. Gene Ontology annotation, biological process: nucleosome assembly. Gene Ontology annotation, molecular function: protein heterodimerization activity; structural constituent of chromatin; DNA binding. The transcript has a single exon.